CCUAAAUUAUUAUACCAAACAUAGCACAAUAGAUCUAUGUUGAAUUAGUCCACCCUAAUUAAUAUUGGAUUAGUUACAAACAAAACAAUAACACUAUUAUCUUCAUGUCUUGCAUCAAAAAUAUGUGUUAAUUCAUCAUACCCUCCUUAUUUUGUCAUCUCUUUUGUUACUUUGUUACUUGUUCUUGUUCUUUAAUAUCAUAUUAAAUUCUUUUUUUUUUAUAUUAUCAAACAAUUUUCUAUUGUUCAUACAUCUCUAUAAUUUUUAGAUAAACAUUUCAAGCUUAGGCUUAUUGAUGGAAGUAAGACUAGCCAUAACAGCAACAAAAUGAGCAGACAAUCUUUCUUUGAAUUCAGAAAACAAGCUUCUUUUUACAUCAAGGAGAAGAUUAAAACUGUUAGAUUGGUUCUUACUGAUGUCUCUCCAGCUCAACUGAUGACAGAAGAAGCCACGAAUUCGAAUCCAUGGUCACCGGAUACUCGAACCCUUGGAUUAAUAUCAAGGGCUGCUUUUGAAGUUGAUGAUUAUUGGAGAAUUGUUGAAAUUUUGCAUAAUAAAUUAUCAAAAUUUGACAAAAAGAAUUGGAGAGAAUCAUACAAUGCUUUGAUGGUAUUAGAACACUUGCUGACUCAUGGACCAGAAAGUUUUGCAGAGGAGUUUCAGACAGAUAAAUCAAUCAUCAGUAAUAUGGAAAAUUUCCUGCUUGUAGAUGAAAGAGGAUUUAACUGGGGUCUAGUUGUGAGAAAAAAAUCAGAAAGAGUCCUAAUGUUACUUGAAAAGGGGAGUUUACUCAAAGAAGAAAGGGAGAAUGCAAGAAAGUUAACAAGAGAAAUUAAAGGAUUUGGCAGUUUUUCUAAUAAAACAACUUCUCAGCAUACAGAAUCUACAUUUGGUAGAAGCCAUUCCCAGUUCAAUGAACAUGGAAAUGAACACAAUUUUGAUAAAAAAAUCAGUUUCGAUCAGCCUCGAUUAAUCAUCCUAGGCAAGGAUAAUGUAAAUGAUGAAAAACCAAGAAUUGUGAAGAGAAUUCUGAAGGAAAAUAAAGCACCAAAAAAUGAUAUUUGGAAAGGAGAUCUACAUGUUUGGAAAAUUAAUUUAGAGGAGAAAAAUUCACUUUUAGAUGAACAAAAUGGUGGAUUGUUGAUUGAAGAUGAUGAGCAUCCUUUUAAUGAUAAUGUGGAACACAGCAGAAUGUCAUUGUUGGCUGCUGCAAAACAUGAUUAAGGGAACAUUAAUCUGUUAUAAAAUGCAUUACUAGCUUACAGGUUUUGUUUUGCUUGUAUAUUACAAGUAGUUUUAGUGGAGUAUUAUAUACUUCUACAUAAAACUUGUUGUGUUGUGUAAGAUCUUAAUCUUUGGAUAGGAUCACUUAUCAUAUAUGACACAAUACAACGUUAGUAGAAUUUUUUUGAUUAAAUGUAUAUGAAAUUGUCCUUGUAAUAAUAAAGAAUUUGUUUACGAUUAACAUAAACUUUCAUAGAAUGGGGUUUUAAAGCAUAGCGUAUGAAAAUCAGAAAAUGUUGUAUAUCGUCAAAAAAAGAGUAAUGAACUUUGUAAAACUUUCGGUUGGA
Amaranthus tricolor (Joseph's coat) is the source of this 1571-nucleotide messenger RNA. Its product is annotated as epsin-3-like. Gene Ontology annotation, cellular component: clathrin vesicle coat; endosome; plasma membrane. Gene Ontology annotation, molecular function: clathrin binding; phospholipid binding. Gene Ontology annotation, biological process: endocytosis. The transcript has 4 exons. The record is from RefSeq and is a predicted model, not a curated record. NCBI's taxonomy places the organism in Eukaryota, Viridiplantae, Streptophyta, Magnoliopsida, Caryophyllales, Amaranthaceae. The coding region runs from base 328 to 1224 and encodes 298 amino acids.